UACUUGGAUUUUAUAAAGACAGUAGAGAACUCCCGAUGGAAUGGCGCGGUGGAAAAACAAUUUUGAACCUGAUAUCAAAAAUUUAAUCACACUUUUUUCAGGAUUUAGUGAGGAAGAAGAUAAUUUUAAGAUCUGUUUUCAGUUUGCUGAUUCUAAUAUUAAAUAUCACAGAUUUCUCAGUGUUGACAGCCACAAAGUCACCCAAUCAUUAAAAGGUGUUAUAGACAAGUGUACGAUUCAUUCUGAACAGAGGAAAGCAAACACACUUAAGACAUUAACAGAUGAAUUUUUAGAAACUCCAGUGUUUGAAGGAAAAAAAGAAGGAAAGACAGAUACCCACUAUGGCUUACUGAGUUUACUGCUACAUCUAGCUGAAUCUCCAACACAUUGCAGUUAUGACGGAUCUGACUUAGUUCUACAAACUGAAGAACCAGAGGAUGAUUUUGAUUGGACAGCAUUUCUACUGGAUGGUGAAUACAGGCCAUUACAGGUGUAUGAUGACUUGGAGUCAGAUUCAGAAGAAGAAACAUUAACAGAAGAUGAAGAUGAACAAGACAAAAAGAGCACAAAAGAUCAAGAUUCUGGAGAUUUUUCAGGUCAUGUGACCCAACAAGAUGUGACCUUGUCAACUAUAGCAGCAGCAGACAGCACAACAUUUUAUGAGAUAGAAGAUGUACAACCAUCAGAUACUGGACUUGCUUGGUUACAGAAAAAUCUGGUUGUACAGUAUUGGAGAGGUCAUGGCUGUACUGAGGAGGGGUCAGAAGGUCAUGACUCCUGUAAUCUGACACGUGAUUGGGAAGCUUACAAACAAGCCAGUAAUCCCCUGUAUGGUGAGCCAGGCCAUGUAUUAAUCACAGAAACCAUGCUGAUUAGAGAAGUCUUAUGGAUGUUGUUUGGAGUGAAAGAUUCAUUUAUAUUUGUGUACACUGGAGAAAAGUUCCUAAUUAGAGAUAGUAUAGUACUAUCACAUUUAACAGAGAAAAUGGUAGACAGUGUUCUUUAUGAUUUAACAAAGUAUGGAGGAUACAUUCAGAAACUUGAGCAAUUUGAACAGGAAGUGACAUCAUGUAGUUACCAUGCCAACAGUGAUGAUAACAUAAUUAGUCAAACAUAUCAGUCUUUCCAAAGUGCUGUUGCCUUGGGUUUUUUGGAUUCAUUCAAAAAAGAGAUAACUAGAAUAGAAAAAAUAAUAGUGAAGCAAGAGGAAACAAUAACAUUAUCGUCCCUUCAUGCUACACUGAAACCAUGGUUACACAAACUAGACAUCUUGUAUUCUGUGUAUGUAAAGGGUAUAAAGGAAGCAGAAUGGUUGCCUAGCAACUACCAGAAAUCAUCACAUCUGAUCAGUGUUUUAUAUGAAGCCAUUACAGAAUUUGAUGCUUUGGGAGAAUUCUCAAAGGAUGUUGUUGAUCUGUUACUGCCUCUCUGGAUACAGACCACUAAACCAUAUAUAGAUAUAAUAGAUAAUUGGAUAACCAAUGGUGUAUUGUGUGAUCCACGACUGGAGUUUAUUGUCAGAAGAAAUGAAAGUGUAAAAUCCCUUGAUGAGAAAUUUUGGGAAAUAGCUUUUACCAUACAUGUUCCUGAAGAUGACCCAUCAAAGAGUAAGAUUCAGGACCAGACAGAUACAUUGGAUGACACAUCUACAUUUUCUGAAUUCUUUAGCCACUGGGCACCACAAUUUUUACAGCCUGUCUUGGUAGAGAUUAUUUUAGCUGGAAAAUCCAUGGAACUCCUACAGGAUUUAGGAAAAUUAGCAGAAGUUGUUGGACAUAAAGGGGACAUAACAUACAAAGCCACUCCAUUGUACACAAUGUUCCUGGACUCACUCCAAGAUAUGUUAGGUACAAAAAACAAUACAAAAGAUUUCCAACAGGAAAAGACAACUCAAUCAUAUACUCUGUUUUCACCCCACAUAGAACAGCAGAUGAAAAUCAAAGGCAUUUAUGAUCCAUUGCUAAGAAUAAAUUUUGAAGCCAUAUUUUCAGCCUGUGUGAAUAACUUGCAGAGAAGUUCUUUGGGAGAUACCUCAUAUAAUGAUUGGUUAACAGUCUCUUUAGUAAGAGAUGGAUUACAGCCAAUAGAUCAGUUACUACAGAAGUGUUUAUAUCCUCACAUCAAACACAAAUAUGUACAUGUCUGUUCUAAACUUGUACAGAUCCUGAAAGAAGAAUAUCAUCUUAUGGAAUAUCUCGCUACAAUGAGGCAUUUCUUUCUGAUGGAGGCAGGGGAUACUAUGUUUGACUUCUAUACUCAAAUAUUUGAUAUGAUACGCCUAAAUGAACAUUGGAGAGAUGCUUCUGUAUUAAAUUUAUGUUUACAUGAAGCUCUGCAAGCCAGAUUUCCAGAAGAAAUAAAUAGACUAGACAUAACUGUGGAAUCAUUAAAUCCUAACAAAGAAAUAAACCCUAUAAAUAUAACAGAUUGUGUAAAGCUCCAGUUCAAAGUUUCUUGGCCAGUAAAUGUGGUCAUCAACUCACAAUGUCAACAAGUAUACAACGAAAUCUUCUGUUUUCUCUUACAAAUUAAGAGGGCAAAAUAUUGCUUAGAUGAACUUAGAUUUUUUGAUUUAGAAAAAGAUAACAUUUUACAUAGCAUUUCUACAGAUGAUAUUACAAUAUCAAUGAAUGAUGGUUUAUCACAGCCAGCAAGAAUCCAUCGUAUGCAGGUUCUCAGAAUGAGGCUCCUACACUUUGUCAAUAGUUUACAUAAUUAUAUAAUGACCAGGAUUUUACAUAGCACUGGAUUAGAAUUUAAAGAGGAGCUACAGAAAGCUACAGAUUUAGAUCAGAUUAUUUCCGUCCAUACUAAAUUUGUAAAUAAAAUACAUGAAAGAUGUUUGCUGCAUAAAAAAGUGGCCUUCUUAAAAGAAGCAGUAAUGAGGGUGUUGAACCUUAUUCUUACAUUCCAAUCAAGAUGGGAUCAAGGCAUACAGGAAGUCAGCGUAAAAACCAUUGUUGUGAUGGAAACAGAGUUCUCAAGAUGUAUACAGUUUUUAUCUUCAUUCCUGAAUAAUGUUAUUAAGAGAGGAUCUUUUCCACAUUUGGAAAGUUUGGCCUUUGCUUUAAUUACCUCUACAGAACAUGUUGUCAAAAACUGAUCUUGAUGAGAAAGAAGGUGAUUUGAGAAGGAUACAGAUUCAUAAACAGUGAAGUUUUGUCUGAUCAGUCCGGAGACUAAUUAGAAUAACUUGCCAGUACUUUAAGAAAAAUUUGUUUUUCAUUUAUCAAUUUUCCUUCAAUUGAAAAAUGAUAUUUUAUGAUAUGAACUUUUUGUCUUGCCUGAUACAAAUUUUAUCUGACACAAGAUAUCGGGAUGCAUAUAUACACAGGCCAUACACAUGGUGGUGUCACAUGUUUGUACACAAUUUUAUGUAUCCAAAGUAAAAAAAAAAGCUGGAAAGUAUGUAU
Mytilus trossulus (common blue mussel) is the source of this 3413-nucleotide messenger RNA. RefSeq names its product gamma-tubulin complex component 5-like. Bases 41 to 3103 code for a protein of 1020 amino acids. Gene Ontology annotation, cellular component: gamma-tubulin complex; equatorial microtubule organizing center; centrosome. Gene Ontology annotation, biological process: cytoplasmic microtubule organization; meiotic cell cycle; mitotic cell cycle. The transcript is spliced from 22 exons. NCBI's taxonomy places the organism in Eukaryota, Metazoa, Mollusca, Bivalvia, Mytilida, Mytilidae. Gene Ontology annotation, molecular function: gamma-tubulin binding; microtubule minus-end binding. The record is from RefSeq and is a predicted model, not a curated record.